AUGGAAUUAUCUUCAGAUGUCUAUGGCACUCGCGACGUCCUAGACCGAGCCACAGAGGAAUCGGACGUCGGCACAAACAGACGAACACACGGACUUACCGAAGCCGACAAAAAGGACGCGGCGCUUCCCAUAGAUGUCUUCGGCAGGGAAUUGGUGGAGAAAAUCUACAGUAAGAACUAUUCAGACAAAGAGAAUGGCCUCAAGCAACUGCAGAAGGAGAUGACAGCCUAUUCGCCGGACGGGAGUGGCGUGCGGCCUGACAGAUUCGUGCGUGCGUCUGUGGUGCUCGUGCGGAAGGCGCUGAAGGACAAGGUCUACAGCGUGGCUCUGCUAGCGUCUCAGACCCUGUCGCUCCUCCUGUCAGACUUCUUCUCCAAACACAAAGUAACGAAGAAGGAGAUGACGUCAACGCUGGAGAAGGUGCUGCCCGACCUCCUCGCCAAGACGUCAGACAACGCGACGAGAACCCAGAACCUCGCCACUACAGCUGUCUUGGAGGUCCUUAGUCUGUCGUUGGAGAGGUGAG
Molecule: messenger RNA, 526 nt
Organism: Penaeus vannamei (Pacific white shrimp)
Lineage: Eukaryota; Metazoa; Arthropoda; Malacostraca; Decapoda; Penaeidae
Source: RefSeq, a predicted model, not a curated record